Molecule: messenger RNA, 4128 nt
Organism: Volvox carteri f. nagariensis
Lineage: Eukaryota; Viridiplantae; Chlorophyta; Chlorophyceae; Chlamydomonadales; Volvocaceae
Exons: 6
Coding region: 1-4128 (1375 amino acids)
Biological process (GO): potassium ion transmembrane transport; regulation of membrane potential
Molecular function (GO): voltage-gated potassium channel activity
Source: RefSeq, a predicted model, not a curated record
AUGAGGGGCCGUAAGAAGGUCAAGCCCGUGAGUCAACGCGGCAUAGCAGAAUGUAUGACCGGUCCUUCCAUAGACAAACACGCAAAAGGCAACGUCUUGAACGCCGAACAAACACAAAAACAGCAAGAUAAGUCUGAAAUUUUUCCUGAUAAAGUCGUUUGGGACGGCGGUGCUGUUGUCGGUAAUGCAUCGGCAAUGUUGCUGCCAGCGGCGACCGAUGACACGGGCGCCAUUACCCCUGCCUUCCAUGGCGGUUGUGAUCAGCAUAAGCGCAAGCUGUCACCCAAUCAGCUUGACAACAACGAAUGCGGCGAGGCGCCCAACCCGAGCGCUCGCAGUGCCAAGCGGCCUCAGACACAGCUUUCGGCUUUGGCCCAGCUGGUGUUAGUGAUGGUGCCAGGGCCGUCACAUGCACAACCCUUCAUGCAUCGGCACCCGCAGAUCCAAUUGUUCGCCUUUUGCGAGCGUGCCUUCAUUUGGCGACUGGCCCAGCGGCUCCGGCUGUCCGUGUUCAUGCCAAAGGACAUCAUCUACGAUGUGGGAAGCGUGGGCCACGACAUGUACAUAAUCUGGCGCGGUGUAGUGGUCCUUACGGAACCGGAUGGCUGCAUGACCGCGCUGCUGACCGGCGGCGACCACUUCGGCGAUCUGGGGGUCAUGACCUCCAACCUGCCGCGGCCACAGCGCGCCGUGGCGAUGUGCGCAACCGAUGCGAUGAUCCUGAGCCGCAGCGACCUGCAGGACGCCAUGCGAGACUUUCCUGCUAGCGCCGAGCUUGUAAAGGGUCGUUCCCAGGUGCAGUUAGAGGAUCACGAAAUCGGCCAAGCAGUGUGGGCAGCGUCAAUGGCAGCCAAGUAUACAAUAAUACAGCAACAGCAUCAACAGGCGCUAGCAAACGGCGGCGAAGAUGGUAACGAAGGCGACACGGAGACCAGCAGCGCGGGACAGACCGCACCCAUUAUCACCCAGAGAAGUAUUGAAGCACCACAGCUGAUUACCACGAACCGACCCGGCACUCCGAGAAACAGACAAGGGCUGUCUGUCGGCGCGGACGAUGAUUACGGUGGCACCCUUGCCAUUGCCAGGAGCGGCGAUGAGCCCACCUUACACACAAAAGCGGUCACCAGAACCAGCGACAGGGAGCAGCAGCGUCAGUCGCUUUGUAUUGUUAAGGGUACCUGCGAGCCUCCGCGAGCUGCCACAGGCGCGGGAGGCGCAGGGCUUCGUCGGCGACGGGACAAGGCAGCAGCGGGAUCCGCCGAUGCUAUCAGGGCCCACCUUGCAACCCACGGAACGUCUACCGGUGGUGGCAGCGGACCCGUAGCUGAGGCAACAACAAGGACAGAGGACCAGAGCGUAUUAACAACCGCCAGUACGCUUGAGUCAGUGCUAGAUUCCAUACAGCCAGCCGGAGCCUGUGUGCUAGCUGCACGCACCUGCUCUCAAUCAGGUAGCGGUCGGCCCAGCAGCCUCUCUCACUCAUCUGUGGACUCGCUCUGUGAGGUCCUGAACCUUAACAAGCCGACCGCUGGUAGCACUAUUGAUCCAAUGGCACAUUUGACCGCGGAACGUUUUGUGCGUGGUUUGGCUGCUGCUGGGCACAGUACGAGCCAUAUCAGCCGAGCCGGCGUUUCUACUGCUGCCGCCGCCCGGCCGCGGCGGCAGGCGCCUCGGCUCCCUGUCGCAAUGCGGCCCCCUGGGCCUUCGCACGUACUGAAUGGCGUGGCCUACUGUCAUGGCGGCGAACCUUCAGGUAGACAGCAGCCGUCGGUGCUUCCGGGCCGCUGCUUUGACAAUCACCGGCACCCUCGGGCCCUAUGGGUCCCAGAUGACACAUGCACGCUAGAUCGCUUCCUGGAAUGGAGGUCAAGUACGGCGAGGGGAUCAUCCUCUAACCCCCCUCAGCGAAAUGGGCCGCCGCCGGUUCCUGAAGGCGAUGCAACAGCGGGCUACAAAGCUGUCCCUGGCGCAACAACACCAUGGUAUCAUAGUGCUGAGGUGCCCUUCCAGCAGUACACAACCACACGGCCAACCAGCCCGAUCGCGUCGUCGUCAAUGCCAUCGCCGCCGCCGCAACCACUGCCGCCCACUGCACCACCACAUCACCAACAGCCGCCCGCGUCGGCACCACAACCACCGCCUGCUCCUGCAGCGCUCUUGCACAAUUUCGACUCUAAUGACUUUGCAGCCCUGGAGCGCGUUCGCUUCAGCUCCCAACACCCUCCAGAAGGUGGUGGCGUCGUACGUUACCUGAGCAAGCGAGCUCGACAGGAAGCCACCGCCGUCGCUGCAGCCGCCACUGCUGCUGCUGCUGCCACAGCCGCCUCAAACGGUGGGCCAUCAGUAAAUGUGGCAAACCCUGCCACGGCUGCAGCUGCUGCGACGACCAGCUGUAGCACAGGCACGAUGGCGGCAGCAGCGGCCCCUCCCAUGUUGUCCACGAAUGAGGAUGACGGCAGUGGAUGCGGCGGCAGCUGCCAGCACGUUCAAGCCCAAGCUCAAGCUCAGGCCCACGCAUACACCUAUGCCCAUGUCCAUUCCCAUGUUCAUGCCUAUGCCCGUGUUCAUCCCCACUCCCAAGUACAACCACAAGCACACAUGACAUCCCAGGACUUGGAUCUAAAUGGGGAUCUGGGGGACAUCAGCGGCGACAGCAGCCCCAGGCAGCAGCAGCGCAGUCCUACGGGGUCACAGCUGCUCCUCCUUGCGCCGCAACCCUUCCUUGGAGUCGACCCGCUAGGUGAGCUGUUCGGCGAGCAGCCGUCCCAGCAGGUCGCUGCUAACGGUGGCCUUUCCCUUAGCCACCGUUGGCAUCGAGGACGGCUGGGAGGCGCUCCCACGGCAGCAGCAGCAGCGCCCUCUCUGGCUCAUUGGAACUUCCCUGGCGAUAUCGCGACGGCGCUGGACUCUGUGACAGAAGGCAGCGCCACGCGGCAGUUGGUUGGACCCGUGGGUCGGCGCAGCCUCCCACGGACCUCCACGUUGCAUGGCUCAAGCCACCGUGCCAGUGGCUCCAGCAACCUGGCCUGUAGGCGUGCAUCAACGGGCAGCGGCAGUGCAGGAUGCGACGUCGACGGGUGGCUAAACGACCAGCUUCUUCAGCAGCAGCCAUCGUGUCGGCAUGCUCGGUGCGCUGGUUGCAUGGCGAUGGAGCAGCAGCUGGCGGCUGCGCAGGAGCGUGUGGAGUCUAUUUUGGCGGAUCCCUUGAAGGAGCCGUCUAUAAAGGCUGUCGUACAACGUGAAGUCUUGGCUGCAGUUGAAUUGCUCAACUCCCGGACAGCGGAGCUAUUGCAGCAGCUGGUGGAAGGGCUCACGGAAACUUGUGCCCGUACGGAGGAUCUCUUCCAGGACGUCUCCAGCGUGGAUGAACGGCUGCAACGGCUGGAGGACGAGCAAGGCGGCGUUUUCGGAGCAGCUGCAGCCGUCGUCAUGAGUGCGAGCGGCGGCAGUAGCAACGGCGGGAGCAGCUUGCGGCGGUCACCGGCAGUCGCAGCUGCUGCGGCAGCAGCAGCAGGUGGCGUUGGCGGUGUUCUUGUAGACACGCCUGUUCAGGGACCUGAAACCCAAGGCCGAAGCGCAGUUUCACCUCUUGCCGGCCUCAUCGGGCCACAAAGCGCCACAAGCGGUCAGAUGGGUGUGCUACUGCCGCUAUCUACUGCCGCAGCGGCUGCUGCAGCGCCCGGCAUCAGCACAAGUAGCAGUAUCCGACCCGCUAUUGGCAGCCAGUCGUCUCUAAAGCAAAACCACCACCAGCGCCGGACUUCAGUUCUUAGCAUGCGCGGGCUGGAUGAGCUUGUAGUCGAUGCAGCGCCAGCUGGCGGCAAUGCUACCAGCGGCCUCAGCACUGCCGUGGCUCCCUCUGAGCCCGGGCUUCCGGCUCCAGCCACCAGCAUUACGGCAGCGGACACAGCGCUCCUGCAGGCCACAAUGAACCGCGCGGCCGGCAAGAACAAGCGGGCGUGUGGCGAGCCUGCUCGGACACCAGCUGAGGUUACGCCAGUACCUCGUACUACUGAUGAAAGUGGAGACGAGGCUAGUUCGUGCCAGCGUGGCAUUUGCAGCUUUUCCGAGAUGCAGGCUUCGCCAGCAAUGUCGUCUUCUCGCCGCUACUUGGAGGAUGGACGCUGA